This is a messenger RNA of Coturnix japonica (Japanese quail), 1961 nucleotides long. RefSeq names its product RAD51 associated protein 1 (gene RAD51AP1). Gene Ontology annotation, molecular function: double-stranded DNA binding; single-stranded DNA binding. NCBI's taxonomy places the organism in Eukaryota, Metazoa, Chordata, Aves, Galliformes, Phasianidae. The record is from RefSeq and is a predicted model, not a curated record. Gene Ontology annotation, biological process: interstrand cross-link repair; double-strand break repair via homologous recombination.
GGCUGCCUUCGCCCCUCCUCUUUGCGGCGAAUGUGCCGUUCUGCGAGCAGCGUCAACGGCGGGUGGCUGUCGCCGGCUGCCGCGGCGAUGGCCGGGAUGGCGAGGAGGAACAGGAAAAUUGUUAAUUAUUCAGAAUUUGGGGACUUUGAAGAUGGUGAUGAAGACUUUGCCUGCAUAGCUGCACCUUUGACAAAAAAAUCCAGAACGCAGCCUAAGGAACCAAAAAAGGAGAAAAAGAAGCAGCAAAAAACACAAAAAGAAUUGACUCCAUCACAAAAACAGUUACCCGUUGGAAGAACAUCCUUGGAUGACAGUUUCUGUGAGAGGGAUUUGAACGUUACUGUGGCCUUGUCCAUCAAGGAAAAAUCGGCAAAUAUUCAUGAAGUGCAAAAUUCAAAAGAACAAGGUUAUUGUCUCAGUCCGGUUCUAGAUGAUGACUUACCUAGGAAUGGCUGCAGGCAAAUGACAACAUCAUUUACAGCUUUCUCGCAUCAGAAGUUACUGACCACUGACAGCUGUAACAGAGAUCAUGUUACUGACUCUGAACCAGUGACUGUACCAGAUGAGGAAUCAGAAGUAGAUUCAGAUUAUAGUGAAGGUAAUGAUGAGGACUCUGCUAUGGAAAAUAUGAAAUUCAAAGGAAAUAAAAAGGAAAUAAAGAGGCAGUCUGGAAAAGAAAAUAAGACUCCUAAAUCUGAGAAUACUACUACUGAACUGAAAUGUAAGCAAGCACAAAAGAUGUCCACAUCUGCAGAACCAGUUGGAAGGCCUUUAUGCACAUCAAGUCCUGUAACAAACAGGAAGCCCAAAUGGACACCACCAGCUGCAACAGGAACAAGUAACAACUCUGUGAAAUACGCUUCAGUUAAAUCACCUACUCAGUGUCUUAGGCUUGGCCUUUCCAGACUAGCAAGAGUCAAACCACUGCAUCCCAAUCCCACCAGCAGAUAAGUGGUCAGUGACAAGUUGCCAUGUUGAAGGACUGUGUUUGGAAAAGACUUGGGAACACAUUUUCUGUAUAAACAGAGUGUGGAAAGCCACUGGGCAACAAAAGCUUCAUGACAUCGUUGGUUUUCUAGGAUAGUUGUUUAGGUACAUUUCUGAUAUUACAGAGUUUUGUUUUGUAAAAUUCUAGGCGUCCUUAAGUGCUACUGCAUAAUACUAUUUAAUCAAGGUAACAUCUGGGUCAUCAACUCAUUAUGAGUUAUACUCAAAAAUACCUGUUCUCUAAUUCUCUGCUAUGUGAACUCAGCAUUAAAAUGUUCUAAUCAGCACUAUGUCAAUUAUGGAAUUCACUAUCUCAAAUAGAUUCUUUAAUACAAGUGAAAGUGGUGUUUAAAAAUAUUUCUUGGAAGACUUAAGUCAUCACUCUUAUCCCCUCUUCUUCACUUUCAGAAUUUAAGGUUUGCAUAUCUUAAAUGUGUUUUUAAUUGUUUUUUUUUAAUGUAUUUUAGAUAGAAAUUGUAUUUAAAAUGUAUUUUGAAAAAAAAAAAGAGAAUAAAAUAUAUAGUCUAAUGAUUCUUAGUAAUUGUUUUUCUUACUUUUGCAGUUAACUUCCAAAUUUUGUAUACAGCUCUGCAAAUAUGGGGAUAACUUAUUGGAAGUCAAUAAUAUUAGUUAGGCUCAGACAAUGGCAUCUUGGCUUGGGCUCCUUAGUCUUAAUCUUAGUUGAAAACUGUGAUGUCCUGUGUACAUGUGGGAUUUAUAAAGCUUGAAGUGAUUGUUACUGAGUCAUGAGACUGACUUUUUAGACAGUUUCCCAUCUAAGCAUAUUAUGCCAGAUGCUAGAAUUGGCCCUGUAUUAAUUGAAGGAUUUUGUCGUAAACAACUGUAUUUGCAUUUACAUAACUCAUGUUAUCUGACUGCAUGAUGUACACGAUAGUGUUAAAAGAAUGCAAGAUCCUAUUGCUCAAAGUAGUUAUGGAGGCAAAAGCAAGGUAUUACCUAAGGUAAAAAAAAAA